GGGGUAGAGAUUUGCAUUCAGGAUGGUGAUUAUGGACGUAGACAAUGCCGUGGAUGUGGAGAUUAAUGUUUCCGCCUCAGCAUCGGCGCCCGUAAAGGAGAUGAGCGAGCUGCGGUACUCGCGCUUGAUUCACACGCUAGGGAGAGACGCGGUGAAUGCGUUGAGUCAGGCCCGUGUGUUGGUGUUGGGGUGUAAGGGAUCGGGUGUUGAGGUAGCGAAGAAUUUGGUCUUGUCCGGGGUGCAAGGGUUAGGGUUAGUGGAUGACGAGGUGGUCGUGUUGGCUGACCUCGGGGCGCAUUUCCUCUUGAGCGAGGGGGAUGUGGGGCGCAAUCGGGCGGUCGCUACCGCUCAGAAAUUGAAGGAGAUGUACCCUAGUGUAAACAUUGUCACGCUGUCGAGCGUAUCGGUGGAGAGCGCGCUGGGCAGCUAUGGCUGUGUGGUGGCCACAAGUGGGUUUUAUCCCGACCUGAUUCGUUUGAACUCUUUAUGCCGCUCCUUGGGCGUGCCAUUUGUGGCGGCGAGUUGUCGUGGAGUGUUCACCUUCGUGUUCUCAGAUUUUGGUGACAAUUUCUCCGUUUUGGACGAAACUGGAGAGCUUGCCGGGGCAGUAUUGGUCGAAGGUAUUACGCAGGAUUUUCCUGCUACUGUCACCGUGGUGGAAGAACAACGACACGGGUUAGAAAAUGGCGAUGAGGUUGUUUUGAGUGGCAUCAAGGGCAUGGAAGAGUUGAAUCGUGACACUCCUUAUUCAGUGACUGUCACCGGUGUGCAUUCCUUCACAAUACAGGAAGAUACACGUUCGUACGAGCGCUAUGUGUCCGGUGGAUAUUUCAGCAAGCUGAAGAAAUCUAAGAACAUGGAGUUUCUUUCCUUGGAGAAAGCUCUUCUGUCUCCUAAAUUCUGCAUCAGUGAUCCGGUGAAAGAGCCUCAAGUUAUGUCCUUGCAUGUUGGCUUUCAAGCCGUAGACGAGUUUGAGAGACGUCAUGCCUCGGAUACUUUAUCACCGUCCAGGUCAACUGCCAUAAACCCUGAACAAUUUCAGGAGGUCGUUGUGCUUGCCCAAGAAAUAUGGUCGAAUUUGCAGGCAUUGCAUGUUGAGAAGGGAACCAGUAGCGGUAGUUAUGCAAUGGAAGCCACAUCUGAUGAGAGAGGAGAGGAGCUGUCAAAUGAGGCUCUGUUGAAAGCUAAUGGUGAGAGGGACAGACCAUAUGAGGAUAGAGCUGGGUCCAGUAGUAGUGGAGGUUCAACUUCCAUUGCGGGAUUACCAUCAAGGUCACAUGGUAAUAGGUUUGAGGUAAAUAAGGAUAUAGUUCGAAUGAUUGCGAUAGGAGCAUACAAUUGUUACGUAUUUAUAAACUACUUAACAAAACUCUACGAAGGUAUUAUUUCCUCUAGCGCACCCAAUCGAUCAUUUGUUGUAUUAUUGAAUGUGCACUCCACCAUAUGUGGUUCUAAUUGCAAAUUUUCUUCUUCCUCCUCCAAUCUUUCCAUUGACUCCUCCUCAACUGGUUAGAGAGAUUUUCAUUAU
Messenger RNA from Physcomitrium patens, 1528 nucleotides. Lineage: Eukaryota; Viridiplantae; Streptophyta; Bryopsida; Funariales; Funariaceae. The record is from RefSeq and is a predicted model, not a curated record.